CUCUCUUUUAAGGAUUAAAUCGCUCUUAUUUUCUUUCUGUUUCCUAUAAACCAAACACUAUCAAAAAGUUUAUAUAUAUAUAUAUAUAUAUAGCAAUGGAUAUUGUUUCCUCUUCUUACUAUGAAAACUUGAAGAGGUAUUGGAGGAGGAGAAGAUACCAAAGGCUAAGUGGAUCAAACAAAAUCAAGAGGAAGCUGAAAGUAGAAAGACUUGGGGAUAACGAAACUCAUUCUCGUCGUCGAUGCUCUUGGAAGAUUAGGGCGUUACCAAAGCUGAGAGUAUUGAAACUUGUUUCGCCGGCGAAGCUUUUGGCUAAGUUCCAUGAUUCUUAUGUUGACAUGAUGAUAGGGCUAGCAGGAAAUGUUGCAACAUCAAAGCGUGUUGGAUUUGCAGGAAAAAGAGUUGUUGCAAAAGACCAACAGAUUUCAGUGGUUUCUUGUGGUGAAGAAGUUGAUAGUAGAUUGGUUUUGGAGAUUUACAAGAGGUUUGCUGCUUCUCGUAGUCAAGUUGCUUCUUGUUGAUAAAAUAUUGAAGAAAAACAAUAUUCAAUUUGUGUGACUGUUUUUGAUAAAAUAUUUCAUGUGUAUUUCAUCUUCAAUUCUUUAAUGUUUUGUGUUUUUUCCCAAAUUAUCUUGGUGUAACCCAAAGUUGGGGUGUAAUUAAA
Molecule: messenger RNA, 664 nt
Organism: Ziziphus jujuba (common jujube)
Lineage: Eukaryota; Viridiplantae; Streptophyta; Magnoliopsida; Rosales; Rhamnaceae
Exons: 1
Coding region: 96-521 (141 amino acids)
Source: RefSeq, a predicted model, not a curated record